CGCCAGCCUCCGCCCGCCCGGCCGCCGCCUCGCCGUCCGCGGCCUCCGCCCGCCUCUCCAUCCCCGGGACGAGGUAACGCGCCCCGGGCCGAGCCGCCAGGCCCUUUGCCCCGGUGGGUGUGGCUCGGCCUCUCCCGCGCCCGCCGCCGCACUUCGCUCCCCUCCCGCGCGCCGCCGCCGCCGCCGCAUUUCGGCCUGCUCUCGCGGCCCCCAGCAGCCCUCUCGCGCCCUCGCCGGCAGCCCCAGGGCCCGAGCCAGCCCAGAUGUCCGAGGCGGCGGGAAAUCUCAAUAGCCUCCGCAUGGCGAACGUGGCCCUGCGAGAAGAAUUAAAUGCCCUUCGCGGGGAGAAUGCCAAUUUGGGUCUUCAGCUCGGAAGAGCCCUGGCCGAGGUUAAUUCCUUGCGGGGCAAUGUCUCGAGCUACAUCCGCUGGCCAGUGCCCGUGGUGCCCGUCCUUGCCGAGGAGAACUUUGAGUUCCCGCUCAGUGAGAUCGACGCCGUUCCCGAGGGCGAGCUGCCCUUCCUGUGCUGGCCUCCCCCACGCGCGGAGCCCGAGUAUGCCCCGGACGAACUGUUGAUUAGCGUGAUCCAGGACUGCGGCACCUCGGACGGGCCGGCCGACCCUCCUCCGCUGCCCAUCCCGCCCCCGCCGGCGCUGCCUCCGCCCCCAUCGAAGGAGCUGCCCUCGCAGCCUCCUCUGCCGCCGCUGGAGCGGCCUGAGAUAGAGCCCUUUUCAGGAGACCCAGUCUACCUGGCUGAGUUCCUCAUGCAGCUAGAGACCUUCAUAGCCGACCAUGAGGAUCAUUUCCCCGGGGGCGCUGAGCGAGUGGCCUUUCUGAUCUCCUUUUUCACUGGUGAAGCCAAGGACUGGGCCGUCUCAGUCACCCAGGAGGGAAGCCCCCUGCAUGCCAACUUCCCGCGCUUCCUGGAUGAAAUCCGUAAGGAAUUCCGUGGCCCCAUCCCCCCAAGUGUGGCUAAAAAGGCCAUUCGCAAGCUCAAGCAGGGAGACUGUACCCUCGGCAGCUAUGCAGAUGCCUUUCAGUUCCUGGCCCAAUUCUUGUCUUGGGAUGACUGCCGCCUUCAAAACCAAUUCCUCAAGGGCCUGUCAGAAUUCUUCCGCAAGGAGCUCUUAUGGUCAACCGAAAUGGCCGACCUGGAUGAGCUGAUUCUCGAAUGUGUGGAGAUAGAAAGAAAAGUGCGUGUCCCCAAGCCAGUCCCGCUCCCUGGGGUUCGCAAUAUCUUCUUCCCUUUUGCUGCAGACUCUAAUAUCGAUGAAAGUGAAGAAGACUACUACAGUGGGGAUGAAGAUGAAGAGGCACGCAGGCGCAGGCUUUACGACAAGGACCAGCGGAGGCGUGUGAGAGCUAUUCAGCAAGAGAUGAGGGAGAAGGAGGAGGAGGAGAGGAGGAAGAAGGAGGAAGAGAUGAGGAAGAAGGAGAAGGAGAUGAAACAAAAACAGGAGGAGGAGGAGGUGGACGUGGAGGGGGAGGAGCAGGUGGACGUGGAGGCGGAGGAAGAGGAGGAGAUGAGGAAGAAGAAUGAGGAAGAAGAGAAGAAUAAAGAUGAGGAAGAAGAUGAUGAGGAUGGGGGCCAGGAACCAGAGCGGGAGCCAGAACAGGAGCAAGAGACAGAGGAUGAGACCCAAGACGAUGACCUAGAUGAGCUGAUGGAGAUGGAGCCGACCUAUGCCAAUGCUUCAUCUCAGACUUCUGGCUACUAUCAUGAAAAUUUCCUAGAGGCAUCACCUCCCAUAAUACAGCCCAGCAGACGGAGGAACCAGAACCGAGUCCCACUUCUGGAGGGCCUUCCAGGUACCAAUUCACCAUUCUACAGUUCACCACCACUGAUUCGCCGAGCAGGUCGCUUGGGGCAGCGCCAAAUUCGAAGACGUCCCCCGGUGCUAUUCCGCCUCACUCCGAGACAGGGGGGGCACCGGGCUGCGCGUGGCCGAAUUCGCGUGUGAGUGCUGGGCGAGAUGGCCACCCGGAACACACCCUUCUGCUGCGUUCCCUGCCCCUGCUAUUGCUGCCACACCUGCCCCAUUUGCUGACCAGUACUUAAGGGAGUUCCAGACCUGCAGAACCUGAAGAAGACCUGUAGAACUCCAGACCAUCUUGCAGCCAUGACCAGCGAGUGACACGUGCCUGACCAAAGCCACCUGGGAAAGGAGGGGUCAGCAGUUGCUGUCCUCUUGGCAUGGACUCUGCCACGAGCUAGAGAGCAGGUUUCUGGGCCUGUUCCCAUGAAUGAACUGGUCGCCCUCUCGCAUUUCCCCUCUACUUGUUCUUAAACCCUCGCCCCUCCUGCGUUUAUUCACCCUGUGUUCUAUGGUUUUAUCCUCUGACUGGCUCGCCAGGACGCCACCCAGUGCCUCACUGAUCUGCCCCAGUGAGCAAAAGGACAGGCUA
Molecule: messenger RNA, 2406 nt
Organism: Equus caballus (horse)
Lineage: Eukaryota; Metazoa; Chordata; Mammalia; Perissodactyla; Equidae
Source: RefSeq, a predicted model, not a curated record